AUGGCGGCGGCGCACGCAUCGGCUGCUCUAUGGGGAAAGGCGUUCCCGGAUAGAGAAAAAACACGAGGCGGUGGACUCACGAUUGCCAAAAGCAUCAAGUUCGAUGUCAAGGAUGUUUACGGCGACAAAGAACUAUGUGAUCUACUACCACCAGCUGUGGCGGAGAAUGUUGAGGAUGAUGGUGAGGAAGCAGAGUGUGCUCCUUCCAAGGCACAGCUGAUGGAGGAGAUUGAGUUUCAAUCGAAGCUUCUUAGAGAAAAGGGCGACUACACCAUUGCUGAUAUCCUCGAUAUCUACUACAAGCUCGAGAAACUGGGUGACGCCGACCGCCGCGUGAAGAAAAAGAUGGAUGUGAAGUCGUGGUUCACUGGAGCAUUCGUCCAUGGGGGAAAGGCCGGGCCAAGGAGCAAUGUGGAUAACUACCCGCAAACGAGCAGGUUGCUGGUGGAGUUCGGCAAGAAGUUUGCCAAAGGCCAACCUUUUUCGACUAUAGGCAUAGCAAGGAAUGCUCAGCUCGGACUUCACCGUGACUUACACAAUGAUCAAGACACCUUCAAUGUUGUUGUACCGCUUACUGAUUUUGAGCAAGGCAACCUAUGGGUACAAGACGACCUGGUCGAGGAGGAGAAGUGUGUCUUGAAGAUCAAUCAAAGUGGGGAACCGGUGAAGGGCCGGAUACUUGAACUCCACAAGGGCGAAGCUACGUGUUUCCAACCUCGGAAAUGGCAUGAAGUACAGCCAUGGGUGGGAGAAAGAAUCGUCCUACUGAUGUUCACCCCGCGAACGAAGCUACGACAAGAAGACAUCGAGAAACUCAACGAGGUGGGUUUUGUCUUCAAACAAGUCGCGGGCAAGGACCAGGAGGAGGAGGUGAUGGAACGUCAGGAAGAGGAAAGAUCAGGGACGAAGAUCUACUACCAGGAGGAGGGCAUCACUCGCAAAUGGGCGAUACGGAAUCGUGCGGGUGCAAGGCUGAUGAAGAUGGUCAAGAAAGCAGAAGUCCAGUGCACCCCGGACAUCGAGAAGGUUUUGGCGGACUUGGGAGAGGCAGGACAGCCUUUGCAAGUAACACAUACCAUCAGUCUUCAAGAAGUCAAGAAGAAUUUGGGAGCAUGGAAGGACUCCGCGACAAAAGAAUUCAGAAACCUGGUGGAGUCAAAGAAUGCCCUGAAGGUCACCAAGCGUCAUCUCCUACCUCAAGGGUGUCGAAUAGUCCCAUGCAAAGGAGUGUAUACAGUGAAACCAGACAAAAGUCCUCUUGGUUAUCGUCGCAAAACACGCUUCGUAGCAUGUGGGAAUUAUGUCCCGGAGAAUGAGACGACCUUUGACGUCUACGCCGCAGGCCUCGAUGCGACUUCACUACGCACAGUGCUAGCCUCCAGCGCCACGAACCCUCGUUGGGGCUGGGGAGUAACAGACAUACGACAAGCUUUCGUCCUAGCUCGGUGGCUGGGUGGCCCAGUGGCAUUACAACCCCCGGCAAUAGCUUUUGAACUGGGGCUGGCAGAGGAAGGUGACAUGUGGGAAGUGCAGCAGGCCAUUUAUGGUCUUCGAGAAUCACCUGCAAUGUGGAGUCAGUAUCGUGAUACUCAGCUGACUAUGGCAAGGUGGACGGUUGAUAUCAACGGCGAGAUGGUGACCAUGAAGUUGGAACAGUUGAUCUUUGAUAAUCAGGUGUGGCGAAUUGUCAGAGAAGACGGGCAAGGAGGGCCACAAGGAUACCUACUGGUAUACAUCGAUGACCUCUUGAUCAAUGCCGAGGACAACACCAUGCGUGUUUUUUUCAGUUGGCUUUCUGCGAAAUGGGAGGUGGAUGAGCUGGAUGUGCUGGACUAUAACCACCCCAUCAAGUUUCUUGGAACGGAACUACAUAAAGUUCAAGGCGGAGUGGAGAUGGCACAGGAAGGCUUUAUCAAGGAGCUCCUCAGGACCUACGGCCAUAAGGGGAAUCGUUCACGGACUCAGGGGCCAAAGGAGACAAUGAUUCUCUCGGAUGAGGAGGAGCGCGCCCUGCUUGAUGCAGAGCCAGUUGAAGUCGCGGGAAAAGAAGAUGUUAUCAAGGAAGCUCAACGCCGAGUUGGGGAGCUACUUUGGUUGAUGGGGCGAUCAAGGCCGGACAUUCAGCAUGCAGUAGCAAUAAUGUCUUCAAGGAUUACCAGAUGUCCAGAACUGGUGAACAAGGUGGGAGAGAGAAUCCUUGAUUAUCUAUGUGAAACUCUCCACUAUCGAUUAAGCUUCGUUCCGAACGCAGACAAGAUCAACCACCUCGAUGUGUACACAAACAGUUCGUUUGCUCCAAGCGGAGGAAGGUCGCAUGGUUCAUGUGCAGUAUUCUUCAACGACUGUGCAAUAGCAUGGAGGUCGGCACGUCAGCAGUUGGUGACCUUAUCGACUGCAGAAUCAGAACUGCUAGAAGCGGUGGAGGGCAUGGUCCUAGGACGAGCUACCAAAGGUCUUUUGGACGAGAUGACCAAGGAUAAGGUGGUGUUGAAUCUUUUGGUGGAUAACGCUGCGGCUGUUUCAUUGCUGGGUUCGACAACAGGAUCAUGGCGUACCCGUCAUCUCCGACUCCGUUCAAAUUGGCUGAGAGAACUUAUCCAGUCCAAGGAGGUGAACCUCAGACACCAGCCUGGAGAUGGGCAACGGGCCGAUUUAGGCACCAAGCCGUUCUCUAGAGAACGGCUACAGCACCUGGUCAGGUUAUGGGGCCUCGUGGACCGGCGCCCUUCCCAAACUUCGUCUACGGCAAGCGCUAAGAAAGUGACUGUGAAAUCAUCGUGGUUGUCAACUUUGUUGAUGAUGUGCCAAGUUUGUGGCUCGGCGGGCCAGAAGGAUGACUUGAAAACGGAGGUCCCAUGGGAUCUGUACGUGGCAAUCCUGGUACUCUCGGUGGCAGUGAUAGCCAUUUGGGAAGGAGGAAAAAACUGCUUACGACCCCGGGAAGCCAAGGUCAGAGCCCAACGAGCACAAGCGGACUUCUUGGACACCUCAAGAAAGAUUACCAGGAACGAGCUUAAGGAACUUCAGCGAAUGAUGGCAAUUCAACCAACGGAACUUACCACGACUCAAAAGGUCAGACUGGUUGAGCUACAGCAGAAGUUCAAGGAUUCCAUGCCCGAAGGAUCGUCGCCUAUGCCAAGGUUUCCAGAUGAGAUGUUUCAAGCGAGCCAACCCUCGACUUCUUCUUCGUCGACGAACUACAACAAACAGCCCAAGGUGAAGGAGACAAAGGAUGCAGAGAUCCAAACGGACCCCCCGGCUUUCAUCAGAGUUGAACCACCUCCUCCAACAGCUAUACGCACUUAUGCGGGCCCGUUCUACCAGAUACCGGGAGGGGACAAGUUUCAUGUGUUUCCCCACUGCUGGGGUUUGAGGAACGCCAGUAGGACCAAUACGGUCUCCGUGUGCCGCUGUUGUGCAGAGAAUGCGGGCAAUCGGAUUUACUGA
This is a messenger RNA of Symbiodinium sp. CCMP2456, 3447 nucleotides long. NCBI's taxonomy places the organism in Eukaryota, Dinophyceae, Suessiales, Symbiodiniaceae. The record is from the annotation of a GenBank genome assembly.